AUGGGUUGGAUCGGAGAAACAGUGGAUUCCAUCAAAUCUAUCAAGAUCCGUCAGCUUCUUAUUCAAGCCGUCACGCUCGGUAUGAUCGUGACGUCUGCAUUGAUAAUAUGGAAGGGAUUGAUGUGUGUGACUGGCACUGAAUCUCCUGUAGUUGUUGUUCUCUCUGGUAGCAUGGAACCUGGCUUUCAGAGAGGGGAUAUAUUGUUCUUGACUAUGACCAAGGACCCCAUUAGAACAGGCGAGAUUGUUGUUUUCAAUAUUGAUGUAAGUGGAGCUUUUAUUAAGAUGUUGAUAUCACAUUUACAGGUUCAUGAGAGGAAAACUACUGGUGAAAUUGAUGUUCUAACAAAAGGUGACAACAAUGAGGUGGAUGACAUCGGUCUUUAUGCUGAUGGGCAAAUGUGGCUUAAUCGCCACCAUAUUAUGGGCAGAGCUGUUGGGUUCUUGCCUUAUGUUGGAUGGGUAACUAUUAUCAUGUCAGAAAAGCCUAUCAUCAAGUAUAUACUCAUUGGUGCAUUGGGGUUGCUUGUCAUAACAUCCAAAGACUGA
Messenger RNA from Eruca vesicaria subsp. sativa (arugula), 549 nucleotides. NCBI's taxonomy places the organism in Eukaryota, Viridiplantae, Streptophyta, Magnoliopsida, Brassicales, Brassicaceae. The record is from the annotation of a GenBank genome assembly.